Messenger RNA from Penicillium macrosclerotiorum, 888 nucleotides. RefSeq lists its product as uncharacterized. NCBI's taxonomy places the organism in Eukaryota, Fungi, Ascomycota, Eurotiomycetes, Eurotiales, Aspergillaceae. The coding region runs from base 1 to 888 and encodes 295 amino acids. The transcript has a single exon. The record is from RefSeq and is a predicted model, not a curated record.
AUGUGGAAACCAAUAGAUAUCCCCUUCCAGAACUCCCAGCCUCUACCUACUCUACCUCCAACCGAAGAAAUUCGUGCCUGUACCAAUAUUUUAUGGGAGACCUCGGCCUCGAAGAUUGUGGCGAUAAAUGACGAUAUUAUUGUGAAAUAUGGAGGUUGCAUAAGAGUCCAGGAAGGCCAGGCUCUGGCUUACCUUGAACAAUAUACGGAAGUUCCAGCUCCUCGGCUAUACGCGAUGUACUAUGAUUCCGAAGAACUUUUCUUGAUUAUGCAACGUGUCCCUGGGGUACAGCUAGACUCUAUUUGGCCAUCAUUAGCGUCAUGUGAGAAGGAUGAUAUUAUCGCAAACCUGCACAUUAUAUUCGAUAUGAUGCGAAAUAUCGAGUGUCCAUGGCCUAACUUUUUCGGAGGCCUAGACGGGGGUAGUGUUCCUCACUACCUCUUCUAUAGCCAGUCUGGCGAUAAGAAAUUUCUAGGGCCUUUCUCUAGCGAACCUGCCUUCGUUGCGGGCCUUGUGAGUAAUUACAGAGCCUAUAUUGAACGCAAUAAUCACCCAGACUAUAAAGCUCGCUUUUAUGAAAAAUACCUCGCUCGCGUCCUUCAAGGUCACCGGCCUACAUUAACUCAUGGGGAUGUCCAGCAGAAGAAUAUUAUAGUCUCUGAGAAUCCAAGUCGCCAAAAUAAUCAAGGGGGGCGAUCGUUUGAUAUAGCUCUAGUCGAUUGGGAGAGUUCCGGCUGGUUUCCUGACUUCUGGGAAUUCUUUUGUGCAUCUUGGCUUCUUCAUUUCGAAUGGGACGAGGAGUGGUCCUGGCUACUCCAGGAAUUUCUUCCAGUAUGGCCUGCCGAGCUAGCCUUAAUGCAGCAGAUUGAUAGGGAUCUAGGCCACUAA